AUGACCUAUCAAUUCAAGUUCGAUUCCCGAACCCGGAAACUUCGCAGAAUGAGUGAGUCAACAAAGGAGAGAAUAACCGAUUCAGACUACGGGACAUCUAUCUGUACAACAUCUUCUGAUGACGAAUCACUGAGAUCGGAAAGCGAUCGAUCGAUCACUUAUCUGCCAGUCAAUGGUGGAGACUAUUUUAUGAGGGAUUUGGACGCAUCGCGAACAACUCUUUCACCCGGACAUUGCCCACACUGUCAAAUGCUUUUCAGAAAGCCACUUGUCCUUUCGUGCGGUCAUUCGUUGUGCUCUUCUUGCUGUUCUCGUUUACUCAAUGUGCUCAAUGGAAAUGGUGGAAAAGUGUCGAAAAAAACGAGAAUUCGAAUGGGUGUGACAAGUCUGUACACGAAAUACCAUCGAAUUGGUUUCUCAUCAUCCCUUGCAUCAACCUCAUCCAGUUCUCUUUCUUCAAUCGCUUCUUCAUCGAUCAUUCCCAUCUACAAAACCCCAGAAUGUCCACAGUGUGGAGAAACACCAAAAAUGACUGCACCAAUUCCAAAUCUUGAACUCGAGCGUCUCCUUUCGAAAGGUCUUCCGAAUCGGAUCUCCGAAUACGAUAAUCCCAUCUAUCGGGAAAGUGAUCAAGAAAAUUUUGUGGAAACGAUUUUUGACUCAGCCCCAAUCCAAGAAUGUUCCCUAGCUGUGCUUGGAGCGCCUGGAGUCGGCAAAACGAGCAUUACCCGAGUUCAAUACGGUAACGAGAUGAUGAUUUGUGGGGAGAACGCGGAAAGUUCGGGGAUUUUUAUCGACAUUCUUGAUGAUCAUAGACUCGAGGAGAAUCUUUCGAAAGCACAUGGCUUCGUUUUGGUCUACGCAAUCACUGAUCGAGACUCGUUGACAACAGCGGAAAUGCUUUCAGGAAUGAUUCGAGAACAUCGUGGUGAUCAGGUUCCAAUCGUGCUAGUCGGCUCGAAAAGUGACGCGGAUCGGCGACGAGUUGUCACCGCCUAUGAAGGUCAGCGUUUGGCUCGUCAAAUUGGUGCCCCGUUUCGCGAGGUGUCGGCAAGGAAAAAUGAUGGGAUAAAUGAGGCAUUCGACGAGCUUCUCUCCCUCAUCGCUGUCGGCUUUCGUUUCCGAGAAAACAGGGAAUACCGUCGAAUUUCUCCUACAAAUCUCGAAAAGUCGUCUCGUUUUUUAAUCCAA
Messenger RNA from Mesorhabditis belari, 1191 nucleotides. NCBI's taxonomy places the organism in Eukaryota, Metazoa, Nematoda, Chromadorea, Rhabditida, Rhabditidae. The record is from the annotation of a GenBank genome assembly.